Oncorhynchus masou masou (cherry salmon) is the source of this 2388-nucleotide messenger RNA. RefSeq names its product phospholipase A and acyltransferase 3-like. Gene Ontology annotation, molecular function: A2-type glycerophospholipase activity; glycerophospholipid phospholipase A1 activity. Bases 162 to 677 code for a protein of 171 amino acids. Lineage: Eukaryota; Metazoa; Chordata; Actinopteri; Salmoniformes; Salmonidae. Gene Ontology annotation, biological process: N-acylphosphatidylethanolamine metabolic process. Gene Ontology annotation, cellular component: cytoplasm. The record is from RefSeq and is a predicted model, not a curated record. The transcript is spliced from 6 exons.
CCGCUCUGAUUUGUUUUAUUUUUUUUGAGUCAGCUGAUAGCUGACGCUUCUGACUUCUGUGUUCGAGGUGAAAGCAACAUCCGCACGACACCGAAUUUACUGGUUGAGAUCGAAGCUCAGUGAAGGGAAAUCAAAGCUGUGUAAAGGAAAUAACAGUAACCAUGGCUCCAACAUUGUAUGAUAAGAAGCCGGAGCCAGGGGAUCUGAUAGAGAUAUUCAGAGGGAACUACCAGCACUGGGCUUUGUACGUUGGUGACGGCUUUGUUGUUCACCUGGCCCCACCCUCCGAGGGACCUGGGGCCAGGGCCAACAGCAUGAUGUCUGUGCUCAGUGACCAGGCUAAGGUGAAGAAGGAAGAGAUCUGGGACGUGGUGGGACAUGAUCAGUGGUGCGUAAACAACCAGCUGGAUGAGAAGUACCAGGUCAGACCCAUACAUGAGAUACUGAGGGAAGCCCAGGCCUAUGUGGACCAGGAGAUGCCCUACUGUGUCUUCAGGGGAAACUGUGAGCACUUUGUCACAGAGCUGAGAUAUGGGAAGGCUGAGUCUCGACAGGUUCGUCAGGCUGUGGGAAUGGCCACACUGGUGGGCUUCGGAAUCCUUGCCUUUGUAGGUAUUGCGGCCAUCUUUGGAGGUGGAAGCAAGAAGAAGAAUGAAGAAAAAGAAGAAUAUAAGUGACCAACUGUAUAAUAGCUUCCUGAGCAGCCAGUCACCAAUAAGCCUAAUAGAUUAUUAUUUUAACUACUGUACUGCCAUCGUCACUUGUAUAAUUCUGGGGCUUUCAGAAGAAAGGGUUGAGUAUUUCCAUAAUAUUUUUAUUUUUUACAGUUAAACAGACAUGAAUUGAAAGCACAAAAGGAGGAAAAGUGUCUGGUUAUAAUUCCAAGGUAUACAGCCUUGGAGGGGCCAUAACCUUGCAGGCUGCUAGACUAAGCUAGCUGUUUAAAAAAUGUUGACCGUUACUUAUAAGCUAUGAAGUUUCUACUAAAGUUUUAACAUAUUUAUGUAGAUUUUCUUUUUAAUGGUAUAAAAUGGUAUUCCACUGAAGUUCUAAUGUUUCUAUCAUGAAGCAAAUUGUCUAAAGGACCCAGGGCUUUCGAGUGGCACAGCAUCUCAGUGUUAGAGACAUCACUACAAACCCUGGUUCGAUUCCAGGCUGUAUCAUAACCGGCGCACAAUUGGCCUAGCGUCGUUAGGGUUUGGCUAAAUAAUAUUUUUUUCUUAACUGACUUGCCUAGUUAAAUAAAAAAAAUUAAAGGACCCACAGAACUACUCCUGGUUAGGGUUGAAGUGGAUACAUCUAAUGCUGCUUGUAUCGCUUCGUAAUGACUGACAGCAUUAUGAACAGGUGCAUCAAAGCAGUGACCAAGAGACUGAAAAACAGCUAUAUCAAGUCCAUCAGACUGUUAAAUAGCCAUCAGUAGCACCUUAGAAGCUGCUGCCCUAUAAAUGGUUUAAUUUGGAAGUUUACAUACACCUUAGCCAAAUACAUUUCCACAAUUCCUGACAUUUAAUCCAAUUAAAAAUUCCCUAUCUUAGGUCAGUUAGGAUCACCACUUUAUUUUAAGAACAUGAAAUGUCAGAAUAAUAGUAGAUGCUUUUAUUUCUUUCAUCACAUUCCCAGUGGGCCAGAAGUUUACAUACACUCUUUCUGAGGUCUUGGCUGAUUUCUUUUGAUUGUCCCAUAAUGUCAAGCAAAGAGACACUGAGUUUGAAGGAAGGCCUUGAAAUACAUCCACAGGUACACCUCCAAUUGACUCAAAGGAUGUCAAUUAGCCUAUCAGCAGCUUCUAAAGCCAUGACAUCAUUUUCUGGAACUUUCCAAGCUGUUUAAAGACACAGUCAACUUAAUGUAUGUGAACUGUCCCACUGGAAUUGUGAUACAGUCAAUUAUAAGUGAAAUGAUCUGUCUGUAAACAAUUGUUGGAAAAAUGACUGCAUGCACAAAGUAGAUGUCCUAACCGACUUGCCAAAACUAUAGUGUGUUAACAAGAAAUUUGUGGAGUGGUUGAAAAACUAGUUUUAAUGAUUCCAAUCUAAGUGUAGGUAAAUUUCCGACUUCAACUGUACAUAGACUUGAAAUCGCUGUCCACUUUAAUAAUGGAACACUGGUCACUUUAAUAAUGUCACAUAUUUUGCAUUACUCAUCUCAUGUGUGUACUGUAUUCUAUUCUAUUACACUGUAUCUUAGUCUAUUCCUCUCCGACAUUGCUCGUGAAAUAUUUAUAUAUUCUUAAUUCCAUUCCUUUACUUUGGAUUUGUGUCCAUUGUGAGUAUUGUUGUUAGAUGUUACUCCACUGUUGCAGCUAGAAACAAUAGCAUUUUGCUACACCCGCAAUAACAUCUGAUAAACACGAGUAUGUGACCAAUAAAAUUUGAUUUGAACAAA